Messenger RNA from Blepharisma stoltei, 570 nucleotides. NCBI's taxonomy places the organism in Eukaryota, Ciliophora, Heterotrichea, Heterotrichida, Blepharismidae. The record is from the annotation of a GenBank genome assembly.
AAUAUAAUUUUUGAAAAAAAUAUAUAAAUUUUUUCUCUAUAAAAAUAAAUUAUAUUUUAUCAGUAACUAACAUAUAUGAGUUCAGCUGUCCAACAACCUCUCUCAGAUAUCCAGAAACUAAAAGAAUUCACUGCAAAUAAAAUUCCACGGAAAACCCAAUUAGUCUCCAAAUUCUGGACCCCUAAUUAUCCUGAAAAAAGCAAGCUUGAUGAUGCAACUCGCUUUAACAGCUCACAUUUCCGUGUGACUUUUUACCAAGACUACCCUAAAAGAGAUGGGACUCCUAUGAAAGUUAAUCCAGAAAAGCAGCAAGCUCCUUAUAGAAGAAGUUUGUCGCCAAAGGUCAGCUAUGUAAAGUCAUUAUUGAGAAAAAGCUCAGUGGGAGGAGGGGAAGAGAUAAAUAAAGAAUUAUUUAGUAGAGCUCUAGAGGCAAAUUUAAGAACAAUGGAGAAGCCAAAGAUGCUGAAGCAUAAAGCAGGGAUAAGCCAUUAUGUGUUAAAUGAUUUUCAUAUAAGAGAGACUAACCCUGGGUUUGCAAGAAAUGAGCUUGGGAGAAUUUAUAAUCAUUAA